Molecule: messenger RNA, 840 nt
Organism: Solenopsis invicta (red fire ant)
Lineage: Eukaryota; Metazoa; Arthropoda; Insecta; Hymenoptera; Formicidae
Product: transmembrane protein 256
Exons: 5
Coding region: 178-702 (174 amino acids)
Source: RefSeq, a predicted model, not a curated record
GCUGAAGAACAAGUGGUAUUCGAUUUUUCAAUAUGGCGCAUUCCUCGUUGGUUCCAGACGUUCCGUUCCAGUUAGUUCGUAGUGGUUCGUAGUUGCCGGCUGUUGCGUGUAGAUUGUAGCACGUAACCAAGUACGAAAUACAAGUCGAGUAACAGUGUGACACGCGACACUCGGAGGAUGGGUUUGCAGGACGCCGUGUACACGACGGUCACCUUGCCGUUUAAUGUCCUUUACAAAACUAGUACAGGGGCAGCCUCGUAUGCUUGGAAUGCGGCUGCGUCGGCGACAAAUUAUUUGGGAGUAAAACCAAAAGUCGAAGUGAAAAUGGCACAGCCGGUACCUUUAUGGAAAUUAGCCGCUGCUAGCGGUCCGUACGUGAGACUUGCAGCUCUCAGCGGUGCAGCAGCUGUGAUUCUCGGUGCUUUCGGAUCCCACCGACAUUACUCUAAGGAUGAGAUAGGACAGGAGCAACGUCGUAUCUUCGAAACAGCGAAUCGAUAUCAUUUUAUACACACUUUGGCCUUGCUCGGGUUACCGUUGUGCAAAUUCCCAGCCUUGGCAGCAACUUUUAUGCUCUCUGGAAUGGUACUAUUUUGCGGUAGCUGCUAUUAUACUGCAUUAACCAAUAAUAGACGAUUCAGCACGAUAACACCGGCCGGGGGAUUUUGCUUUAUACUGGCAUGGUUCAGUAUGUUCUUGUAAAUAUCGCUGUAGAAAUAGGCGCUUAAUACAGGGACACAAAUAAGUGAUAAGUCAAGCAACACAAUGUGUGUGCGCGAUGUAAGAAAAGAGAAACAAUAUUUGAUAGCAUUAAGAAUGAAUGGUUAAAGAUUUUAUAUA